AUGCUGCGCGCAUCUGCGCCUUUGCGAGUCUCGUUCCGCCGACGACCAGCACGCCCGAGCGCGACAGCGCCCGCCGCGCCCCUCCUCUUCUCCCGCCGCGCCGCCCCACAGCUCGCAUUUGCCGCUGGCGGCGUCGGCCUCGCCCUGGGCACCGCCGCCUACCUCACCAACCACGACACGCUCGCCCGUUCGCCCGCCUCGGCCCUCGACGACCCCAACAGCGACGCCGGCGGCCUCUUUGCCUCGUGGCGCCGACGACUCACGACCGGCUUGAGCCCGACCCUCGCCCGCCAACGCGCCGACGAGGCCUACUCGCACGCGCGAGACUGGGUCCGCGGCGUCGGCGGACCGCAGAACCGGCUCGCCGUCAUCGCGGCCGAGAACUGGCUCGAGGUCGGCGAGGCCAAGCGGACGGCACUCGGGCUCGUCGCGAGCUUUGCGGGCGUGUGGGUCGCGUGGAGGUUGCCAGGGCGGUACAACGUCGGGCGCUGGUGGGCGCACGACGCACUGAGCGGCAGGGGCGUGACGAUACUCACGAGCACCUUCUCGCACCGGACCCUCCCGCACCUCGUCUUCAACUCGCUCGCACUGUACUCGUUCACGACGGCGACGUUCCAGUUCCUCGACUCGAGCGACGUCCUCCCGCGCUCGACGUCCAAGUACGAGUACCUCGCCCUGUUCGUCUCGGCCGGCCUCGUGUCGGGCGUCGCGAGCCACGUGUGGUUCUCGCGCGUCGUGGCCGGCAGGCUCCUGCGGCAGUACGGCGCAAAGGCGACGCGCGAGGCGAUCGUUCCUUCUCUUGGUGCAUCAGGCGCCGUCUACGCCCUCGUCACCCUCACCGCCCUCUCGUUCCCGCAAACCUCGAUCGCCCUCAUCUUCCUCCCCUUCUUCCCUCUCCCGAUCGGCCUCGCGACGGCAGGCCUCCUCGCCGUCGACGUCGUCGGCCUGGUCCGUGGCUGGCGAGAGUUCGACCACGCGGCACACCUGGCGGGCGCAGCGAGCGGCGCGUUGUACUGGGCGGUCGGGCACGACUUGUUCGAGCGGCUGCGCAGCGUCAUGUGGCCGCAGCAGCGGCGGAUAGAGGCAGAGAGGAGGGCGAGUAGAGGUUGAGGCGUGCAAUAGAGACGGCUCGACACUCGCG
Messenger RNA from Rhodotorula graminis WP1, 1141 nucleotides. RefSeq lists its product as uncharacterized. Gene Ontology annotation, molecular function: serine-type endopeptidase activity. Lineage: Eukaryota; Fungi; Basidiomycota; Microbotryomycetes; Sporidiobolales; Sporidiobolaceae. Gene Ontology annotation, cellular component: membrane. The record is from RefSeq and is a predicted model, not a curated record. The transcript has 3 exons. The coding region runs from base 1 to 1110 and encodes 369 amino acids.